GAUCCCGGGCGCAUCUCAUUUCAUCCCAAGCCUCCGGCAACGAAGGAUAUAAAACUUCAAAGAAUAUAUUCUAGAAGUAUUUCUUCUGAAUUAUCUGGAAACGUCCAGAACGUUCUAGAAUCUUCGAGAAUGCGUGUGUUGUGUGUAUUCCUGAUUGCCGCGGUGGUGGCCUGCAGUGCAGCGCCGGGGGGAUCCAAUGAGGAAGAUGGAAGAAUUGAGCUGUUUUCUGGUGUAGCGAUUGAGAAGGAUGCGACCGGUGAAGAGAAGUUAAACGUUAAGUUUGAACCUGGUGAACUGCGAGAGGCCGCCAGGACUUUUGAAGAAGCUCGUGGAAAAAUCAAGAAAUACUCUCCUCUCCUAGCGGGCAUCGGUGUCAAGGUUCUGGCGGUAGCUGGUCUGCUGUUCGGAGGCCUCACUCUUCUCGUCACGAAGGCACUUGUAGUGGCGAAGUUGGCGUUCGUGGUAGCUGCCGCCCUGGGCAUACAGAAACUGUUGAGCGGUGGUGGUCUUAACAGUAUUGGUGGAAAGCUCGCUGGUUUCCAGUCUUCACAGCAGUGGUCUUCCCCGACAGCUUCAGCCGGGACCUACCCUUACGCCAGAUCUUCAAACAUCGCAAACGACGCCAACGACCUAGCUUACAAAGCCCAGAUCAGUUCAUAAACUUAAAUAGGAGAGCAGAGAACAGAAGUAUUUUUACUUCAAAGAAAGAUGUAGAAGGAAAAAUAUUUAAUUUUCCUUUUUGUAAAAUGUAAGAGUUAAGAA
Molecule: messenger RNA, 762 nt
Organism: Trichoplusia ni (cabbage looper)
Lineage: Eukaryota; Metazoa; Arthropoda; Insecta; Lepidoptera; Noctuidae
Exons: 4
Coding region: 130-660 (176 amino acids)
Source: RefSeq, a predicted model, not a curated record